CCCUGCAAUGUCGAGUGCCGGCCGAAGCGAGUGCAACUUUCUGCUUGGCCAACCUCUUUUCCGGCGAGCAAACCCGGAAGUCCAUCUUCGCAAGUGGACAAUUUUGCAUUUGUCACAUAUGAGCACAGACGCACCGCUUUGGGGCUUGAAGCGUGAGCGGCCUUGGCUGCACGCAUGUCUGCAUGUGUUCAUCUGAGUGCUUGUGUGCGGCGGGUCCUUUGUGGUGAUGUACUGCCGCUAUCAGGACCGGCAGGAGUUGGAGGAUGAUCUCUACCGGGGAGACGAGGGGGAAUCCGAGGGCUCGGAUGCCACCAGUGAGCUGGAGUUUCACCUCUACAGUCAGCUCCACUACUCUUCCAACAAGGGGGAUUUGGAGGAGCAAAAUGGAGAGGCUCCGUCUCGUCGGGAGAUCCACGUGACUGAAGAGCCCGCAGAGACGUCCGUUAAUGUCGAAUCUGAAGAGUCUGCCAAAAACCGAACACGAUCGUCGAAUGCUGUCAAGCUGCAGCAGCAAUGGAACAACAAGAGUGAGAAGAAAAAAAGUCACCCCCAAGUCCAAAGACCAUCGUUGGGAUUUGGGGAGGUCAUCGUCAUUGACUCCAGCCCUGAAGUUAUAACCGUCUCUGACGGCUCUUCCUCCUCCUCUUCUGAUGAUGAUGAUGGCAGAGAAGGGGUUUGUGCCUCGAAGGGAGGCAUUGUACGCCGAGUGUUGACGUCCAACCCGCCCCAAAAGGCACCCCAUAACAAGGUGAAUGAUAUUACUCCUGUGACUUUGGAUUCAAGCAGCUCAGAGUCAGAAUCUGAUUGGGAAUCAUCCCUUUCGUCCGACUCGGAUGUUCUGGAGAACUGGAUGAUCCUGGGUCAAGACAAGCAAGAUGGAGACCAUUCCAUUUCACUCAACCUGGAAGGCGGUACCGACAGCAAUGCAGAUUUUGAAGAAGAUAAAGAUGUCAGCUGGGUGGUUUCCGAUAAGGACAGGGAGGCCCAAAUCCUCAACAAAGAUAAGCGAGCCAGGUCAGCCAUAUCGCGUGUUGCCAACAGAUAUUACACCGAUAAGAAUGUCCAUUGCCGGAACUGCGAUAAAACUGGACAUCUAUCCAAAAACUGCCCCGAUCCCAAAAAGUUGCCCGUUUGCUUCCUUUGUGGCGAUCCCGGCCACAUGUCCAGCAAGUGUCCCUUUAAGCACUGCAACAACUGCGGCCUUCCAGGUCACCUUUACGAUUCCUGCAGCGAGAGGGCUUACUAUCACAAACGGUGCCAUCGCUGCGGCAUGACAGGCCACUUCUUUGACGCCUGUCCAGAGAUCUGGAGACAGUACCACAUCUCGACCAAGACGGGCCCUCCUUUGAAGCAGAAAGGGGAGGACAAUGGUCGAAGCCCCGCCUACUGCUACAACUGUUCCAAAAAAGGACACUUCGGCCAUGGCUGCACCCAGCAGCGGAUGUUCAGGGGGACGUAUGCUACCACACCCUUCAUCAACUAUUACGACACCACGGAAGACAUCAAACGUAGACAACACAGGCUGAAGUUCAAGGUUAAAGAACUGAAGGAAAAUGGCCUUAUGCCCGACAAUUCUCAGACUCCGCUUACUCCAGGACCACCGAAGAAGAAACACAAAGUCAGUUGUACGAACAACGGCCACCUCUUUAACCAUAAAUUCGAUAGGACUUGUAGCAACCACAAAGCCAGCGCCAGCCAUAUAUUUUUUCGUGACAGAGAUGACCCAGAGGCUGCAGUUUUUCCAAAAAGUAAGUCGAACAAGCACAGACAACAAGAGAGUGCCGGCAAACGGUGGAAGCCCAAACGAGCGGUGCCCAGAGAACGCGCCGCUCCGGCCAAACUCAUCAUGGACGAGGGCGGGGACUUUCCCAGGGGGCGGGGCAGAGGAGAAAAAGCAGAGCAGAACAACAACAAUAACAAAAAGAGUCAAAGAAAGAAGAAUAAAGAAGUUUCAUCAGCGGGGCUCAAAGAUGGUCUUUUCAGGACAGCACCUGGGAAGUCAAAGAAAGACAAACGUGAAAAGAAAAGGAAUCAUCUGCAUACAAAAAUGGCCGCACAGAUGUAUCAAACAGAUGAGAAUCUGUUUAACAUCAAGCAAAGGAAACGCAAGCGAUAGCACUGUGUGUGUGCGUGUGCGUGCGUGCGUGUGCGCGCUGCUAUGGAUUUGGCAUUGAUUAAAGAUCAACCUUUCUUUUCAUCCAUAUCGUCUUUCGAUCAAAUUUUGUCUCAAUCAAAUUAAUUGUUGCUAAUUGGCAUUGGUUGUUUUCUUGCAUCAGUGUACAAUUUACAAUUUUUUCCCCCCCUCAAUGCUUCUUGAAGUGUUAAAAUGUGACGUCUUUUUAUGCCACUGAUUGGAACACAUUUUAAAUUAGUAACUGCUGCUUGGAAUUGGAUCCAAACACUUUUUAUUACUGUAGAAUUGCAAAUUUGAAUUGCCGUAAACACCUCUGUUGCUCAAUCUUACAAUCUAAAGUUUAUCCUGACGAAAUGUUGGUGUUAAUGGUUGCAACAUAACAAAGCCUUAAUAGCGUGACCGGAGAGACGACGGGGUGGUUUCCCUCACCAAAAACUUGUUAGAAGCACUGAAAAGUCAGCUUUACCUUCCUGGAUAACCUUUACAUUUAGUAUUGACCACACAAUUCAUAUUGUAUUCUUUAUUGUGUAUGAUGUAGAUGUCACAAUAAAAGAUGACAGAAUAUCA
Messenger RNA from Phyllopteryx taeniolatus (common seadragon), 2701 nucleotides. RefSeq names its product zinc finger, CCHC domain containing 7 (gene zcchc7). The coding region runs from base 227 to 2116 and encodes 629 amino acids. The record is from RefSeq and is a predicted model, not a curated record. Gene Ontology annotation, molecular function: nucleic acid binding; zinc ion binding. The transcript has 10 exons. NCBI's taxonomy places the organism in Eukaryota, Metazoa, Chordata, Actinopteri, Syngnathiformes, Syngnathidae.